Molecule: messenger RNA, 2535 nt
Organism: Trichoplusia ni (cabbage looper)
Lineage: Eukaryota; Metazoa; Arthropoda; Insecta; Lepidoptera; Noctuidae
Gene: DppIII
Product: dipeptidyl peptidase 3
Exons: 15
Coding region: 110-2425 (771 amino acids)
Biological process (GO): proteolysis
Cellular component (GO): cytoplasm
Molecular function (GO): dipeptidyl-peptidase activity; metalloexopeptidase activity
Source: RefSeq, a predicted model, not a curated record
CUAUCUUUAAAACGCAAUUGUUGGAAACGUUGAUUGAUCUCAUAGAUAAAUUUCUGCCAAGUUUUUGAGUAUUUUUUAGGAUUAACUAGUUGCCCUAAGUAUAUAUUCAAUGUUGCGGACUCUGACUAUUAACCUUAUAAAAUGCCGGCGCCCUAUUAUUGCUGAUUCAUUUGUUAGUAUACAGAGUAGAAGUACGUCGACUCGAGUCCCUAAAGCAACUCAGUCGACAAAAGUAGUUAUGGCCAUGGCUGAAGACAAAUCAAACUUUCUGUUGCCCAACAACCAGAAAUUUGUUGAACUAGAUAGUUCUCAAGCAUUUAAUAAAUUGACGGACAAGGAAAAACUUUAUGCUCAUUACUUGAGUAAGGCUGCUUGGAAUGGAGGGCUCAUAGUCUUAAUGCAGACAAGUCCGGAGUCUCCGAAGAUAUUCUCAUUGCUGCACAGGAUCUUUGUGGGAGAAUCACUCCAGUCUUUACGACAGUCUGCCAGCCAAGAGGGUAUAAGUAAUGAUGUUUUUCAGGCAUUUUUAGUUUACGCUGGCGGUAUAUUCGCCAACAGCGGCAACUACAAAGGUUUUGGUGAUACCAAAUUCAUUCCGAAUUUACCUAAAAGUUGUUUUGAGUUGAUCGUAACUUCGUCGAAAGCUUUCGAAGAUGACCCUCAACAUAUGAUGAAGCUUUGGCAACAGACGGAGAAUUUUAUUUAUAGUACUGCCCCAAGACUAACCAGUCUCGGCCUCUCUGAUAAGGGUGUGACCACAUACUUCUCAUGCAACUGCACUGAAGAAGAUUCAAACCUGGUUAAUGAUUGGAUGAAGACAAAGUGUUUCGAAGCGUACAUCUGUCGUACUUUCAAAACCACUGCUGAUGAUGGCCUACCAUUGUACACCAUUCAUCUGGCGAGUGUGGAGACAUCCCCUAAACCGCCGCUCACUAUGGAACCAGAGAAAUACAAGGGAGCCUACUUCCAAGUCACUCGCGGUGAUUACUCGCCCCUCCUGAAAAGAGUGAAUGAAAAUUUGGUGAUGGCAAGGGAAUACGCAGCCAAUGACAACGAGAAAAACAUGCUCGAACAUUACAUCAAGAGCUUCAAAGAAGGAGACUUGGCAGAACACAAAGAAGGCAGUCGAUUCUGGAUUAAAGAUAAGGGACCAAUAAUUGAAACGUACCAAGGAUUCAUCGAGACUUACCGAGACCCAAGUGGUCAGCGCGGUGAGUUCGAAGGGUUCGUAGCUAUGGUGAACAAAGAAAUGUCCAAGAAGUUUGGCGACCUCGUCGAUGGAGCCGAGAGGUUCAUCAAGAUGCUGCCGUGGGGCAAGGACCUGGAGAAGGACACCUUCCUCCGUCCGGACUUCACGAGCUUGGACGUUCUAACGUUCUCCGGAAGCGGCAUUCCUGCUGGAAUCAACAUUCCUAACUACGACGAAAUCCGUCAAAACGAAGGCUUCAAGAACGUGUCAUUGGGUAACGUGAUCCCGGCUGCGUACAAAGAGGCUGUCAUUCCAUUCCUCGCAGACGCUGACAAGGAGCUGCUGGAGAAAUACAGGGUUGCUGCCUUUGAGGUGCAAGUUGGUCUACAUGAGCUUCUGGGCCACGGUAGCGGUAAGCUGCUUAAACAGAACCCCGACGGCACUUUCAACUUUGAUAAGGAUACCGUCAAAAACCCUCUCACUGGCAAAGAGAUCGAGUUAUGGUACACUCCUGGAGAGACGUACGACAGUAAGUUCACAACCCUCGGCUCCGCCUUUGAGGAGUGUCGCGCUGAGGCCGUAGGACUCUACCUAUCAUUAAUACCUGAAGUCUUGAAGAUCUUCGGUUACGAGGGCCAGGUAGCGCAGGACGUCAUCUACGUCAACUGGCUCAGCUUGCUGUGGAACGGCGCCGCUAAAGCAACCGAGAUGUACCAGCCCUCUACCAAGACUUGGUUGCAGGCGCACGCCCGCGCCCGCUUCGUGCUGAUGCGGCUGCUGGAGCUGGAGGGACAGGGCAUGCUCACCAUCACCGAGACCGAGCCCGGCAAGAACCUGCGCCUCACGCUGCAGCGGGAACACCUCGCCACCAGGGGCAAGAAGAUUAUUGGUGACUUCCUAGUUCAACUGCAAACGAUCAAGGCAACGGGAGACAUUGCUGCGGGAGAGAAACUAUUCGACAAGUACAGUCGGCUUGACGAGCCGUGGAACCGCUGGCGCGAUAUCGUUAUGUUGCACAAGCAGCCGCGUAACAUCUUCGUGCAACCCAAUACCAUCCUUAUUAACAGCAACAAAGGUGAGGAGGUUGACUUGAAGCGCUACCCAGCCACCGCGGAAGGCAUGAUCACCUCCUGGGUGGAGCGCUUCCCCAACACGGAUGUGGACGAGCUUCUAGAACAGCUGGCUGAGAAAGACAGCUCCUACUUCCUCGAACUCAAAGCCAUUGCCAACGCAUAAAUAAUGUAUAAAAAAAUAUUGUUAAUUUUAUGAUACUAAUUCAAAAUGUACAUGUACUGGUACUAAUUUAAACAUCAACGUAAUAUCAUAAUAAACUACAUUAAAUAAUA